CCCCUUUCUUCCUUCUGCAUCAUCCUCUUGAUCCGGCCCCUCCAUCUCUUGCCCCGGCCAAGAUGGGGAAAGGGACAGGACGAGAGUCUGCCCUUCCGGGGGCCACCGCCGAGAAUGGAGGAGGGAAGAAGAAGCAAAAAGAGAAAGAGCUGGAUGAGCUGAAGAAGGAAGUCAACCUGGAUGACCACAAGCUCUCUCUUGAUGAGAUCAGCAGGAAGUAUCAAGUGGAUCUCUCCAAGGGCCUUACCAACACUCGCGCAGCGGAGAUUCUGGCCAAGGAUGGCCCCAACGCCUUGACUCCUCCUCCCACCACCCCAGAGUGGGUGAAGUUCUGCCGGCAGCUCUUUGGGGGCUUCUCCAUUCUGCUGUGGAUCGGGGCUAUUCUCUGCUUCCUGGCGUACAGCAUCCAGGCCGCGAUGGAGGACGAACCAGCCAACGACAAUCUCUACCUGGGGGUGGUCCUGGCGGCCGUGGUCAUCGUGACCGGCUGCUUCUCCUACUACCAGGAGGCCAAGAGCUCCAAAAUCAUGGACUCCUUCAAAAACAUGGUGCCCCAGCAAGCCCUGGUGAUCCGGGAAGGCGAGAAGAUCCAGAUCAAUGCCGAGAACGUGGUGGUGGGCGACCUGGUGGAAGUGAAGGGAGGCGACCGCGUUCCGGCCGACCUGAGGAUUAUCUCCUCCCACGGCUGCAAGGUGGAUAACUCUUCCUUGACUGGCGAGUCAGAGCCGCAGACCCGCUCGCCCGAGUUCACCCACGAGAACCCCCUCGAGACGCGGAACAUCUGCUUCUUCUCCACCAACUGUGUGGAAGGUACGGCCCGCGGCAUCGUCAUCUCCACGGGGGACCGCACGGUGAUGGGCCGCAUUGCCUCCCUGGCGUCCGGCCUGGAGGUGGGCCGCACCCCCAUCGCCAUGGAGAUCGAGCACUUCAUCCGCAUCAUCACCGGGGUGGCCGUCUUCCUGGGCAUGUCCUUCUUCAUCCUCUCCCUCAUCCUCGGCUACACCUGGCUGGAGGCCGUCAUCUUCCUCAUCGGCAUCAUCGUGGCUAACGUGCCCGAAGGGCUCCUGGCCACCGUCACAGUGUGCUUGACCCUCACCGCCAAGCGCAUGGCUCGCAAGAACUGCCUGGUGAAGAACCUGGAGGCCGUCGAGACCCUGGGCUCCACCUCCACCAUCUGCUCGGACAAGACGGGGACCCUGACGCAGAACCGCAUGACCGUGGCCCACAUGUGGUUCGACAACCAGAUCCACGAAGCAGACACAACCGAGGACCAGUCUGGAGCAACGUUUGACAAGCGUUCCCCCACGUGGACAGCCUUGGCCCGCAUCGCAGGGCUGUGCAACCGAGCAGUCUUCAAGGCAGGGCAAGAGAACAUACCCAUCUCCAAGAGGGACACGGCCGGCGAUGCCUCCGAGUCGGCGCUGCUGAAAUGCAUCGAGCUCUCCUGCGGGUGCGUCAGGAAGAUGAGAGACAAGAGUCCCAAAGUGACCGAGAUCCCCUUCAACUCCACCAACAAAUACCAGCUGUCCAUCCACGAGCCGGAGGACAGGCCCAAUGGCCACGUCCUGGUGAUGAAAGGGGCGCCGGAGAGGAUCCUGGACCGCUGCUCCACCAUCCUCUUGCAAGGGCAGGAGGUGCCGCUGGACGAGGAGAUGCGGGACGCCUUCCAGAACGCCUACCUGGAGUUGGGGGGCCUGGGCGAGAGAGUGCUGGGCUUCUGCCACUACUACCUCCCAGAGGACCAGUUCCCCCGAGGCUUCAAAUUCGACGUGGAUGAAGUCAACUUCCCCAUCACCAACCUCUGCUUCGUGGGCCUCAUGUCCAUGAUCGACCCUCCUCGGGCAGCUGUGCCGGACGCCGUGGGGAAAUGCCGGAGCGCUGGCAUUAAGGUGAUUAUGGUGACUGGCGACCACCCCAUCACAGCCAAGGCCAUUGCCAAGGGAGUGGGCAUCAUCUCCGAGGGGAACGAGACCGUGGAGGAUAUUGCCGCCCGACUCAAUAUCCCUGUCAACCAGGUCAACCCGAGGGAAGCCAAGGCGUGCGUGGUCCACGGAUCCGACCUGAAAGACAUGACGUCGGAGCACCUGGACGAGAUCCUCAAGAACCACACCGAGAUCGUCUUUGCCCGCACCUCCCCCCAGCAGAAACUCAUCAUUGUGGAAGGCUGUCAACGGCAGGGAGCUAUCGUGGCCGUGACGGGAGACGGAGUCAAUGACUCGCCGGCCCUGAAGAAGGCUGACAUCGGCAUCGCCAUGGGCAUCGCCGGCUCAGACGUCUCCAAGCAGGCGGCCGACAUGAUCCUCCUGGACGACAAUUUUGCCUCCAUCGUGACCGGCGUGGAGGAAGGGCGCCUGAUCUUCGACAACCUGAAGAAGUCCAUCGCCUACACCCUGACCAGCAACAUCCCCGAGAUCACCCCGUUCCUGCUGUUCAUCAUCGCCAACAUCCCUCUCCCCCUGGGGACCGUCACCAUCCUCUGCAUUGACCUGGGCACAGACAUGGUCCCGGCCAUCUCCCUGGCCUAUGAAGCGGCCGAGAGCGACAUCAUGAAGAGGCAGCCCCGAAACCCCAAGACGGACAAGCUGGUGAACGAGCGGCUGAUCAGCAUGGCGUAUGGUCAGAUCGGUAUGAUCCAGGCUCUAGGUGGCUUUUUCACCUAUUUUGUCAUCCUGGCUGAGAACGGCUUCCUGCCCACCACCUUGCUGGGCAUCCGGCUGGACUGGGAUGACCGCUCGAAGAACGACGUGGAGGACAGCUACGGCCAGGAGUGGACCUACGAGCAGCGGAAGGUGGUGGAGUUCACCUGCCACACCGCCUUCUUCGCCAGCAUCGUGGUGGUCCAGUGGGCCGACCUCAUCAUCUGCAAGACCCGCAGGAACUCCGUCUUCCAGCAGGGCAUGAAGUGA
Molecule: messenger RNA, 2906 nt
Organism: Pogona vitticeps (central bearded dragon)
Lineage: Eukaryota; Metazoa; Chordata; Lepidosauria; Squamata; Agamidae
Source: RefSeq, a predicted model, not a curated record